AUGAUCGAAAAUCAAAAUUCGAAAGAUGAAGGUGAAACUCACCGGAAGAAGCAUUUGAAUAGACAAAAGGACUACUGUAUUAUAAACAUGGGAACGCCUCAGAUUGGCGGGACACAUUGCUUAGCAGUCUCAAACAAACAUAAGACUUACUUUGAUUCCCUCGGCUUGCCAAGACCACGUGUGAUACCAAAAGAUUAUUCCUGUCGCAAACCAACUCCUAAAUCAAAGCCAGAAGUCAUUGUUGAGUCAAAACUUACUUUGGAUGACCUAAAUCGUAUUACCAAGAAUACUUCUCUAGCCAAGGAUUUUGUGGAAAUACCAAGUCUAGAACAGUUGCUGGCUAAGUACCACGGAUUAUCGUUCGAGUGUAUCUGUCGAUGUCGAUUUCAAUUAGGCAUCACUGAGAAGGGUAUCAAAUUUGUUGAAGAAGAUAAGAAAGCGCUAGUUCCAGAUUGUAUCUACGAGUGUGAAAAUGGACCAAAGGUCAAGAAAAUCUCUGGAAAGCCUCCUCGUGGUGCAACAACAGGCCGAUUGGUUCUGGGCGUUAGCGCAGCAUCAAACACAUCAGCUGCAGGAAUUUGCACGAACGGAUUAUUUCCAGUGAUCCAAGGAGUUAGCAUUGGGACGGGCAUUGGCACGAGAGGCAAUUCUCGACGCUGA
This is a messenger RNA of Plasmopara halstedii, 660 nucleotides long. RefSeq lists its product as uncharacterized. Lineage: Eukaryota; Oomycota; Peronosporomycetes; Peronosporales; Peronosporaceae. The coding region runs from base 1 to 660 and encodes 219 amino acids. The record is from RefSeq and is a predicted model, not a curated record. The transcript has 4 exons.